This is a messenger RNA of Sporothrix brasiliensis 5110, 2316 nucleotides long. Its product is annotated as iq calmodulin-binding protein motif protein. Gene Ontology annotation, molecular function: catalytic activity. The transcript has 2 exons. Lineage: Eukaryota; Fungi; Ascomycota; Sordariomycetes; Ophiostomatales; Ophiostomataceae. The coding region runs from base 1 to 2316 and encodes 771 amino acids. The record is from RefSeq and is a predicted model, not a curated record.
AUGGAGACCAAAGACUUUGGGAUUCUCAAGAAGGGGACGCUUGGCAAUGGCAUAGUCGAGCUCUGCACCUCCAAGAACAGUGUGUCGUCGCUGGUGGCUGCCGAUCCCACAUUGGCGGCGGGCGAUGCCUGGCAGACACUCUACGGGAAGUACAGCCAUACCAAGGACGCCGGUGACAAGGCCGCAACCUCUCAAGUCGACGACCUCCAGCGCGCCGCACAAUGCGGCAAAUGGGGUCCUACGCAGCCCAGCGAGCUCUUCUUGAAAAUCUACCGUGAUGUUCUGGUGGUUAUCGAGGAAAGCCCGGACCGGGCUAUGGUCAGCCCGUCACUGCUAGGCAGCUGCGGCGUAGCACCGCUGACGGUGAUCUCGACCAUCCCGGAUAUUGCACGGCACAUGGCCAAUGUCAUUGCUCGCGCCGAAAAAGAGGUCUUUCUGGCGACCAACUACUGGCAGGACAGUGUUGCCUCGCGCUACAUCACAAACGCCAUGCGUGAACUCGACCGCCGCGCUGGCGCCCGAGGCGAGCGCGUUGUCUUCAAGGUCAUGUACGACCGCGGCAGCCCUAAACAACUAGUCGACCCGCACUACCUUGUCGGUGUCGACGAGUACACGGGCAAAAACGUCAUGAUUCCAUCGCCCGAGGAGAUACCCAACAUCGACAUGCAGGUCAUGAACUACCACCAAGCGAUGGUCGGCACCUUCCACGCCAAGUACAUGGUCGUCGACCGCAAGAUUGUCAUUCUGCAGAGCAACAACAUCCAGGACAACGACAACCUGGAAAUGAUGGCUCACUACGAGGGCCCCAUUGUCGAUUCCUUCUACGACAUGGCCCUCAUGUCCUGGCACAAGAAGAUGGAGCCUCCGCUGCCGAGCUACAACUCGCCUGCCGCCGCCGGCGGGCUCAGCAUCGACGGUGUGGCACCUAGCCAAGCCAACAUCACACUGCCAGCGAAUGCCAGCACUGAACCACCCCCUGCCGCACGACAACAGCCGCAGACUACACCAGAUGCGGUACAGGCCGGCCCGACCGUCGACGCGAGGGGCGUGCGUGAGCCGGGUGCACUGGACGCAAAAGCCGCGUACGCACCUGUUGAGAGUGAUAACGUGCACCGCUCCGAUAUCGUCACCGGCCCGACGACCACUGCCAGCACGCUUCAUCCGCAUGCCUCGAAAACCAGUGGCGGGAGCAGCUUGGGCAAUCCAGAAAUGGACAAGGCCGCUGCUGCACAGAUUAAAGAAGGGAAUACGGGCAGUGCCGAGGGAACCCAGGAUGUUAUCAAAUCCAGCCCCAACAAGCCGAAUGGCCCGGACCCGGCCACUAUUUCCUUCUUGAGCAGCGGGAAGCAGCCAAUAUCGGCCGCGUCCAUCCACCAGCCCACUGCCCCCGACACACUCCUCCCACAAAGCACAAAUGAGCACCCGCAAUACGACAGAGACAUUGCAGGCGAGGUCUCCCGCGUGCAGACGUCCGUCUCGGCAAAGCCAGGUGAAACACAGAUGGAGGCCAUCAGCCGGCUGCUCAACCAUACCGUGAACCACCUCAGGGCCGAUGCGCCAGAACCGAGCGAGGGCGAGGAAAUGACACCCUACAUACCCCACGCCACCCACGAGCCGUUUCCCAUUGCCAUGGUCAACCGUCCUCCGUUUGGUCCUCCGACGCACUCGUCGGUGGUGCAGCCCCAGAACGCGGCGUGGCUUUCGGCUCUCAAGAAUGCGCGAAAGAACGUCUUCAUCCAGACGCCUACGCUCAACGCCGAGCCCUUGGUACCGGCCAUCUACGAGGCGUGUGAGCGGGGUCUCGACGUGAUUCUGUACGUGUGCCUCGGCUACAACGACAUGGGUGAGCUGCUGCCACGCCAGGGCGGCACCAACGAAAUGAUCGCCCACCAGCUGUACCAGGCCCUCUCCGAGACGGGCCGCCAGCACCUGCACUACUUUUGGUACGUGGCCAAGGACCAGACACGGCCCAUCCCGCAGAGCAAGAAGAAGCGGGACUGCCACAUCAAGCUUAUGAUUGUCGACGAGACGAUUGGCAUCAUGGGCAACGGCAACCAGGACACGCAGAGCUGGUACCACAGCCAGGAGAUCAAUGUCAUGCUGGAAAGCCCCGACGUCUGCCAUGCGUGGAUUGAUGCCCUGCGCCGCAACGAGAACACCCAUCUGUAUGGCGGGCUCGACAAGAAGGAGGGCGUGUGGCGCGACCACGAGGGGAAGGAAGCUGACGGUGUGCUGGGCAUCGACCCUGGACGCUUUAGCUGGGCCAAGGGCUUCGUAGGCGCCAUCAAGCGUGUGCAAGGCAAAGGUGGUUUCUAG